GGUGGGGGAGAGAAUCUGCGUGUGAGAGCCCCUUCGAACCCAUUCAGCUUGGUGCUUGAUGCGAGGCACGCCGGGCACUUCUGGCAGCGAGAAGCUGUGCCUUCUAGAAUGACUUGCUGGUUUUCUUGUGCAACUAAAGACACACUGAAUACAGACUGGAACAAGUAUGAUGACAGGUUAAUGAAAGCAGCUGAAAGGGGUGAUGUGGAAAAGGUUUCAUCAAUCCUUGCCAAAAAAGGAGUCAGUCCCGCUAAGCUGGAUGUGGAAGGGAGGUCUGCAUUCCAUGUUGUAGCAUCAAAGGGAAACCUGGAUUGCUUGAACACCAUCCUUAUUCACGGAGUUGAUAUCACAGCCACUGAUGCUGCAGGUAGAAACGCAUUGCACCUAGCUGCAAAAUAUGGACAUGCUUUGUGUCUGCAAAAGCUGUUGCAGUACAACUGUCCAACAGAGAAUGUGGAUCUUCAAGGAAGAACUGCUCUUCAUGAUGCAGCUAUGUCAGACUGCUCCUCUAGCAUACAGCUCCUUUGUGACCAUGGGGCCUCAGUGAAUGCAAAGGACGGAGAUGGGAGGACACCACUGGUGCUGGCCACUCAGAUGUGUCGCCCCACAGUUUGCCAGCUUCUUAUAGACAGAGGAGCGGACGUUAAUGCCAGGGACAAACAAAACAGGACUGCCCUAAUGUUAGGCUGUGAAUAUGGCUGCAAGGACGCGGUAGAAGUUUUGCUCAAAAAUGGUGCGGAUGUUAGUUUGGUUGAUGGCCUUGGUCAUGACUGUGCUUACUAUGCCAGAAUUGGUGACAAUAUUGACAUUUUGGCUUUAAUAAAAGCUGCCGUUGAGGAUUCCAGCAAAGCAAGAGAUAGCAUGAAGAGAGGGCAGCCUGAACAAAAGAUGAACAACAUGUCACAAAAGUGGAAUCGGCUGCAUGCACAGGAAGAGGUGAAUGUCAAGCUGUAUCAGAAGGAACAUAACGCUCAGGAAUUGGAAUUAGAAAAUCAAGACUUGAAGGAUCGAAUGAGAGAAGUGCAAGAGGAGCAAAGGAUGUUGCUGGAUAGAAUCAGUGGGCUUCAACUGCAGUUAAAUGAGGAACAAAUGUUUGCAGAUGAUCUUGAAAAUGAGAAAGAUGAGUUGAAGAGAAUCCUGACUACCAAGGAAAAACAGCAAGAAGAAAGCUUAAGAACCAUUGAAGCUCUGAAAGCUAAACUCAAAUAUUAUGAAGUUGACUUAGUGGGAUCUGGAAGUAACUUCAGUAACAGAAAAGAAGAUUUACUUAAGCAAGGUCAAGUGUUUGCUGUGGAAUCACAGUCUAGGUCUAUGCUGAGACCCCUGGAGCUGUCCCUGCCUCACCAAUCACCCAAUCCAGAGAGAGAAACUUUAAAGAAAGAACUUGACAACAUGAGGACUUGCUAUGGUGCAGCAAAAGAAGAAAUAAGCAAAUUGCAGAGAGAACUGUCUCACAAGGUAUCUGAAUGUAAGGCUUUGGCAUCAGAGUGUGAAAGAACCAAGGAGGAAUCUGAUGGACAGAUAAAACAAUUGGAAGAUGCUUUAAAAGAUGUACAGAAGAGAAUGUUUGACUCGGAAGGCAAAGUUAAGCAAAUGCAGACCCACUUUCUUGCUCUGAAAGAUCACCUGACUAAUGAAGCUGCUUCAGGAAACAGUAAGCUAACAGAGGAACUGAAGGAUCAGUUGAAAGAGAUGAAAACAAAGUACGAAGGAGCCUCUGCUGAAGUGGGUAAGCUGAGGAACCAGAUUAAGCAGAAUGAAUUGCUAGUGGCAGAAUUCAAGAGAGAUGAAGGAAGGCUGGUGGAAGAAAAUAAAAGGUUGCAGAAGGAACUUGUUAAGUUGGAGAUGGAGCGAGAUAAAAGGGAAAGAAGUGUCACGGAGUUAGAAGGGCAGCUCAAAGAAACGGCAGCAAAGUUAGCCCACUCUGUAACUUCAGAGAAAUUUGAAAACAUGAGGAGUUUGCUGUCAAAUGAAGUGAAUGAGAAAGCAAGGAAGUUAGCAGAGAUUGAGGGAGAGCGCGAAAAACUGCAGGCGGAGAUUUGGGUUUUGAAAAGGGAAUCUGAAAGUCAGAAGGCUAAACUUGCUCAGCACGUAAAGCCAGAAGAUCAUGAACAAAUGAGGAGUGGCUUUGAGCAAAAAAAUGAGGAACUGGAGAAAAGAAUUUCUGAAUUGUCGCAGAAGAAUCAGGGUCUGCAGAAGGAACUUGAAAGAUUUCAAACUGAUAACAAGAUGCUUAAGCAACAAAUCCAAGUAUUAAAAACUGAAAUUAAAAGCCAGAAUGUGCCUUUAAAAAUUCAUGAAGAACUGAAAAAAACAAGUGAUGUGACUGUUGGUGAUCUGACCAAAAAGCUUUUUGAAAUAACAAAGAAGUAUAAUGAAAGCAAAGCAGAAGCUGAGCAUUUGCUGGCAGAGAAGAACAGCUUAAGUGAGAACAUCAACCACUUGCAAGCUGUGUACCUGUCUCCAGAGCAGCACAAAGAAGAAAUGGAAGCUUUAAAAUCUAAUGGUGUUGAGCUUGAAAAGCAGCUUGCCAAGCUUCAGAAAAAAUACGAUGAUGAACAAGAAAAAAUGUGCAAACUAGUGUCUGAAAACACAGCCAUGAGAGAGUCUCUGAAGGAUCAGUAUGUUUUGGCUACAACGCAUGAAGAGAUUAAAACUGUUUUGAGUAACGCGCUAGAAAAGACUAAUAAGGAGUUGUCAGAUCUAAAGGAAAAAAACGAGGAGAGAAAGCAAGAAUUUAUGAGAGUAGAUAAAGAAAAUGGGGCUUUGAAAGAUAGGGUGGAACUUCUGCAGAUCCAAUUACAAACCGAAUGUAUAAGUUUAAAAGAUCACGAAGCUAAAGUGACUACUUUAAACAACAGGAUAGGAGAGCUUCAGGAAAACAAUGUUGCAAUUACUGCUGAAUAUAAGAGGAGUCGGGAAGAGAUUUUGCAGUUACAUGGGGAAAUUGAAGCCCAAAAGAAGGAACUUGACACAAUUCAAGAAUGCAUUAAGUCAAAAUAUGCCCCAGUUGCCUCCUUUGAAGACAGAGAACAAAGCUUUGAAGCCACGGUGAAAGAAUUAAAAGCACAGUUGCAGGAACAGAUGCAGAAGUGCAAAGAAAGUGAGGAGGGAACUAGGAAGUGCAAAGAGGAGAAUGAAAAGCUCAAAAAAGGCAUUUUGUCCAUCCAGAAUGACUUGCAACAGAACUAUGUCCUUGCUGAGAAGUGCCAUGACAUGGAAAAGAUGUUUGCAAGCAAAAUGGAAGAGCUGAAUAAGCAAUUGAGAGAAAUGCUGCAGAAAUAUGCAGGCAAAAAAGAUGAGAAAGAUGAGCUGAAAGAGAGCAGCAAGCAGACCGUGGCUAUGCAGGCUCCUGUGGGUGGUCAGCAUCUGUCUGAGGAGCAAAUUGAUGUGUUGAAGAAGACUCUUGGGCACACUGUAGAGGAUCUGAAGGAAGCCCUCAGAAGUAAGAAGGAAUGUUAUGAUAAAGAGAUGCUGAAAGUAGGAGAACUGCAGCAGGAAUUGCUGGAUCUGAAGAAUUCUUCAGUACCUUUGGUAGAAUAUACAAAAAUGAAAGAAAUGCUAGAACGAGAAAUCCUGGCAACCAAAAGCAGUUUGAAAGAGAAGGAAGGAGAAAACCAAGUUAAAAGUGAGGAAAUCUUGAAGUUGCAGGCUGAGAUUCAGCUUAAUCAACAAGCUCUAAGAGACCUGGAGAGCAAAGAAGUGAUUGACAUGUCAGAAUACAACUCCAUGAAAAGUGCUCUGGAAGCCCAAAUUAAUACCAUAGCUGAAAACUUGUCCACUGUAAAUAAAAAGUAUGAGGAGGCAUGCGAGGAGGCUUUGCAAGCUAAAAAGAGCGAGCGCUCUUUAAGAGAUGAAAAGGAAUUGCUUCAAUUGCGGAGCUGCAGUAUUGAGCAAGAAAUUAAAGACCAGAAAGAAAGGUGUGAUAAAUCACUGACGACAAUUAUUGACUUGCAGAAGAGAAUACAGGAGUCUGCAAAGCAGGUGGAAGCCAAGGAUAACAAGAUAACAGAGCUGCUUAAUGAUGUGGAACGAUUAAAACAAGCUCUUAAUGGCUUGUCUCAGCUUACCUACACCAGUGGGAUUCCGGCAAAGAAGCAGAACCAGCAGGUAGAAAUGCUCCAGAACCAAGUAAAAACACUGCAACAACAGCUAGCUGAUGCUCAAAGGCAGCACCAAGAGGUAGUCUCAGUUUAUCGGACGCAUCUUCUUAGUGCUGUACAGGGUCACAUGGAUGAAGAUGUCCAGGCUGCUUUACUACAGAUCAUUCAAAUGAGACAGGGACUUGUUUGCUGAUAUGCUUGGUGCCAUUGCUCUUGAAGGCUGCUGCAGCUUGUAGGAGUGCUGUGAUUACGGUAGUGAUAACCUUUGUGAGAUCUAUAUUGUUUUGAUAUUAUAACUGUAAUUGGAAUUCCUGAAAGUUACUCCAAACAGCUUACAAAGCCAAAAUAUUUUCUUCCAGAGCAGUAAAGUAGAGCUACUAAGUCUCAGAUCUGACACUUCUAUCAAUAGAUUGAUAAAAGAUGUAGAACAUACUUUAAAGUUGGUGUACAAGCUGACUGUCAAAAUGAUGACAUGGUAGUUAAAUAAUUUUAAUGUCUGAUUGACCACUUCUUAAAACAAGACCUAUUUCCAGAAACUCUAUUUUAUCCUAUAACUUGAACUCUUGUGGUAUGGUUGAAAAUAAAUGGUGUUCAAUUGAGCUUGGCUAAGUAUUGUAGCUGUAUAACUCUUAACUAAAAGAGUGGGUAUUUUGUUUGUAACUUGAGCUGAUUGUGACUAUUACAACAUGCUUAGUAAGUCAGCUGCAAAGCUAGAUGGAAGAUAUUUGGAUAUGUGCUGUAACUUGGCUGGCCAAGUUAUAGGCUUUGUUUAAUAAACUUUAAGAUGUAGCGUCUUUUGCUUUUUUAUAAGACUUAAAAAUUGGGUUUUCCAUCAAAACACUAACCUUUGUCCCCUCCCCAAGAGACUUAAUGAAUUCUUUGUAAUAUUGAUUACUGUAGGCUGCAGUAGUAGGACUGGAAUGUCAUGGUUUGUAGAGCAACAGUUUGAUCUAAACGCAAUAGUUCAAGAUGAACAUAAUUUCGUUCUUCGUUAGGUGUAAUAUGGGCAUAGGCCAAGCAGCUCAGUAAGCUGUACAUGAGAUAAUUCAAUUACUGCAUUUUCAAACACUCUUUCAUGAAAAAGUUCAAGGUAUUUUCCUCUUAACUGUAAAUUAUGUACUAUAAUCUGAUUAUUUAUGGGAAAGAUGCAAAUAGUAUGAUUAAUGAAAUGAGAAUUUUUAUUUGCUUGGAAUUUACCUGUUAAAACAAGGUUUCACUUUUUUUAACUGAAGGAUGGUAUUUCCAUAGGUAAGUUUCCUAACAGAAAAUAGGGAAUCUGGGACUAUCCAAAGUAAUGCAGAAGUGAGCCUAAUAAUGUAUGCUGGUGUUUUAAUACUGCAAACUGUAAGUGCUCUCAGUAGCCCUGUUAACUUCAUGCUACUUAGCUGAAAGCACUUGUUUAUAACAAGCAAACAAGAACCUGACAGCCUGAAGCAGGGAAGACAAAGCUGCCUUCUCCAUGCUCUCUGAAAAAUAAAGACUGAAGUUUAGAGUGCUGAGUUCUCUGCUUCACAUUCAUUGGGCUUCCCAACAAGCUCUGCCUCGUUGGUUUAGGUCUUCAUUUUCAGCGAUGUUAUGUUUUUCCUUUUGUGUCCCUUUUUGGGCAGAGUCACAGAGAAUUGAAGAGACAACUGCCACAAAGAGGAGGAUGCGUAAAGUGAUGAAUAUGUAGGACAGUUAUAUUAUAUAAAUACACUUAAUAUAUUUACUAAAUAUGUCUGUAGUACAACAGAUCUACUGCUGCUUUCCUUUAGUUUCUUAGAGGACUAUUACAGAAAGCAUCUCAGUACGUAUGCAUUAUUUUUUAGCCAAAUUCUUUUAUGAUUGCAUUACUUGAAACUCUUAUUAGAGAGAAAUAGAUUGUUUUGAUAUACUAACUCUGGCAUAUUUUGAUAUUGUAUGUUUCCUUACUGAGGGAGUUCUAUGUAUGUUUUUCUAAAUUUCUCCCGUAUUACAUUAUUAAUAAAAUGUUUUCUUCUUUUUA
Numida meleagris (helmeted guineafowl) is the source of this 6087-nucleotide messenger RNA. RefSeq names its product uveal autoantigen with coiled-coil domains and ankyrin repeats (gene UACA). Gene Ontology annotation, molecular function: actin binding. The transcript has 19 exons. Bases 109 to 4296 code for a protein of 1395 amino acids. NCBI's taxonomy places the organism in Eukaryota, Metazoa, Chordata, Aves, Galliformes, Numididae. The record is from RefSeq and is a predicted model, not a curated record.